GCGCCAUCAUCUCAUGGGAUUCUGGCAAGUCGAGUACGAGGAGAAUGGAUGGAGCGAGUACGUGAGCCAAGUGCUUUCGGGGCGAUACGGAGAUACUGCGUAUGGUUACGAAGUCAGUGACGAGGACAAGCGCCAAGUUCAGCACCUGUUGGCAAUGCUUGAUGACGAUGCAAGUGCAGACGAUUCAUACGUCUACCACACUCCAACUAGCGACUUGUCAUUCGAGUACAAUACUCCAGGUCCACAGAAGAAGAAGAAGCGUCCUGGAAGCAACAGCAAGAUGAACCACACGAGCUUUUUCCCCGACUUUGACUCAAAGGAGCUCGAGGUCGACGAUGACGGUGGUGGAACGGACAGAGUCGCAUCGAGUUUGUGCCAGCGACUUGCUGAUAUGUCUCCCAUUACGAACCCAGUUGCGGAAACAAUCGCACAGAAGCUGGAUUUCGAUGCAGUUCGAACGCUUAGUUUCGAUGGUCCCGCAGAGCAAUCGACGAAUUGUGCGGACGACGGCAAUGGGAUAAUUGUUGCAGAAGACAAUUCCUCUGGCGUAUUCGUCACGGCGCACAAUGCCCAAUCGACGCUGAAACAGGCUGUGCCGGACGUCGGUAUAGAUGACAUUUUCAUGGACGAGCAAAUCGAGCAAUUCGAAGAGCUCGAAGUACAGCCUGUCGACGAUCUGUCACACGGAGUGGAAUGGACCAUGUUGCUGGAUCAUUUCGACAUCAUGGAUAACUCAGACAAGGAAUCGUCGCCUGGAAAUGACGUCCCGACACAGCGAAGGCAAUUUGACGACGAUGUCGACCUGCCAACAAGUGGAUCUCCCCCACGUCCCAAACCGAUACGACGGCGUCUUCGAGUUCCCGACAGUGACAGUAACCACUCUGAUUCCAGCGAGGCGAGUUUCGGUGCCGGCGACGCUUGUAACACUCCGAUCGAAGCAGACACCUUGCCCAAGCGCCUGCAGCGUUUCCACCCGUUGUCCGCAUGCAGUGACAUUUCAAGCUUUGACGAUUUACACACCUUGUCAGUUCCAGAUACACCGCGCUGUUCCACCGUGGAAUCCACCGCUGCGCUUGACCUUGCUCGAAUGAGUGCCGUGACACCGCUGACUCUUCUUGGGCACCAACAACACGCUGUGGAAUGGAUGCAGAUGCGCGAGAGGCCGUCGGCAAAACCAUUUCGAGGAGGAAUCUUGGCCGACGAAAUGGGUCUGGGGAAAUCUGUGUGUUGUCUGGCGCUUAUAGCAAAAAAGGCCGGGAUGGUCAAUUACGGCCGAAAAAAGAAGCGCCCAACGCUUAUCAUCACUCCUCUGAGCUUAGUCCAUCAGUGGGAGCAAGAGAUCAAGGAGAAAACCACGCUCAGUGUCGGUGUGUACCAUGGCGCAAAUCGAAAAAGGUUUCUAACCAGCCACGACUUAUACGCAUUCGACAUUAUCCUGACUACCUACGAUACGUUGCGACUGAAAGAAGCCACGUACACCCGCCCUACCAUGACGACGGUACAUUUGUCGUCUGCUAAGCCGUGGAUUCAAACCAAGCGGCGCCGUGACGGGAAGCCGUUGGCGUCAAAACUCCACAAAGUUUACUGGGAACGCGUGGUUUUGGACGAAGCUCAUUUGAUCUCGAACUCGAUAACCGCAAGGGCGCAAGCUGCUUGCCAAUUGUCUGCCUGUGCGCGGUGGUGCGUCACUGGGACACCGAUCCAAAAUCGACUCGACGACGUUUACACGCUCUUCCGAUUCUUGGGCCUCCCUGCUGUCGAAAGCGAAGAACAUCUGAAUGAACUGUUGAAUCAGUGCAUGCUGCGUCGACUCAAAGAUACCCUUCCAAUUCCAUUGCCGGCUAAGACGGAGCACUUGAUCAAAUUAGACUUUCAAACAGACAUCGAAAAGGCAUGGUAUGCUAAUGUUCGACAGUCGACCCGAGAGCAAGUGCAUCAACAUAUGCAAGCCCGCAGACCAGGUCGCCACAUUUUUGAGCUUUUGCUGAGGUUACGUCAAGUGUGCAAUUCGCCGCGGCUCCUCCCGCGCCACCAAUCGCUGCCGAUUGUUCACAUGUCUACGAAGAUGCAAGUCUUGUUUGACCACCUCCAACGAGCCAAGCAUGAGAACGCCCCAGUUUUGGUCAUUUCCCAAUGGACAAGCUUCUUGGACUUGAUUGAAGAACAGUUGGACGCUACGAAUCCGUCGAUUCGUUGCAUUCGCUUGGAUGGACACAUGUCUGCUGCGAACCGAAACAAAGCAGUUCAGCUCUUUCAGAGCUCGAAUGUUGUGGACGUUAUGCUGAUGAGCCUGCGGUGUGGUGCAUUGGGUCUCAAUCUGACGAAUGCGCGGAGGGUGUUCUUAAUGGAGCCGUGCUGGAACCCGAGUAUGGAAGCGCAGGCCGUCGAUCGGACUCAUCGAAUCGGACAAGCUGAUCCGGUCCACGUAUUUCGGUUCCUCAUGCAGAACACAAUCGAGGACAAGAUUUACGAACUCCAACAACAAAAACGGGACUUGGCGUCGAACGUGCUGAAUUCGACCCGUAAAAAGCCUCUCGCGGACAGACGAACAAUGCACGAAUGGGUGGCCCUCGUUGCAUAACUUGUACCAGAAGCAGUGACACAUUUCUGUGUCCCAGCAGCAAGCUGCUGUCCUAGAAAACACUACCCUGAGGCAUCCACGAUGUGACGGUUCGAAGCAAUAUUACCUCAAGGGGUGUGGACUCUCAAGGCCUGCAUGCAGCCGACACAUUCGAGAGAUGAGCUACGGAAUGAAUGAUUUACUCUUGACGAGAAAUUGAAUUUUACAAUUUUCCUGCAGUAA
Molecule: messenger RNA, 2803 nt
Organism: Aphanomyces invadans
Lineage: Eukaryota; Oomycota; Saprolegniomycetes; Saprolegniales; Verrucalvaceae
Exons: 7
Coding region: 14-2581 (855 amino acids)
Molecular function (GO): ATP binding; ATP-dependent chromatin remodeler activity
Source: RefSeq, a predicted model, not a curated record